Molecule: messenger RNA, 970 nt
Organism: Brachypodium distachyon (stiff brome)
Lineage: Eukaryota; Viridiplantae; Streptophyta; Magnoliopsida; Poales; Poaceae
Product: heavy metal-associated isoprenylated plant protein 23
Exons: 2
Coding region: 216-689 (157 amino acids)
Molecular function (GO): metal ion binding
Source: RefSeq, a predicted model, not a curated record
AAAGGUCUCUCACACACAGUCCUUUUUCCAAGUCUCUGUAUGCUGUCACUGCACAAGGAGCAGGGCACGCAGCUGCAGCACCAUAUAAAUGAUAGCCCUGCCUUGCUUCCUCUCGUAUCUUUGGCCAGUCACAUUGGAGAAAAAAAAAAGCUUCUUUCGUCUCAGGGUCUCCUUUGUUCUUGAGAGCUUCAUCAUCUUGCUGUUGAGAGUUUGCAAUGGGGGGCACCUUGGAGUACCUGUCUGGGCUGCUGGGUGGCAGCAGUGGAGGCCAUGGCCGGAGCCAGAGGAAGAAGAGGAGGCAGCUGCAGACGGUGGAGCUCAAGGUCAGGAUGGACUGCGAGGGCUGCGAGCUCAAGGUCAAGAAUGCACUCUCCUCCUUGAAAGGUGUCCAAUCAGUGGACAUAAACAGGAAGCAGCAGAAGGUGACGGUGACAGGCUACGCGGAGGCGAGCAAGGUGCUGAAGAAGGCGCAGUCCACGGGGAAGAAGGCCGAGAUAUGGCCGUACGUGCCCUACAGCCUCGUCAGCCAGCCCUACGUCGCCGGCACCUAUGACAGGCGGGCCCCGCCGGGCUACGUCCGGAGCGUGGACCCCGGCUACGGCUACGUGUCCAGCCAGGUCAGCAGGCAGGACGACCAGCUGGCCGACAUGUUCAACGACGAGAACGCCAACUCCUGCUCUGUCAUGUGAAAGAGGAAGGGAAAAAAAAAAGAACAGAUGCAGGUGUUUCUGAAAGUGCCCUGCUGACGAUGCCUGCAAGUUGAUCGAUCUUCCCUGGUAGUAUGAGUGUUGAUUAGGAUCUGAAGUGUUGAGGCUUUUGAUUUGAUUAGCUGCUUGUAGUGAGCUAAAGUUUUCUUUGCUGUACUGGGUACAUCUUGGCUUGUAGUUUUGCCAUUGCAGUGAAACUUAAACUCUUUCCGGUGUGUGCAAUCUGAAUCCUGAGCACAAAUCCUAUAUACCUAUAUUGCCCA